Messenger RNA from Rotaria sp. Silwood1, 1947 nucleotides. NCBI's taxonomy places the organism in Eukaryota, Metazoa, Rotifera, Eurotatoria, Philodinida, Philodinidae. The record is from the annotation of a GenBank genome assembly.
GACAAUAUAGAUUAUAUUACUUUUCACUUAACUGUUGAAUUAAUUUAGAUCGUAGAUUGUUUAGUUCAAAAUUAGUUUUAGUAUGCGAACACUUGUGUUAAGUAUUAGUGUGCAUAUCUCUAUCAGUAAGAGAAUGAUUAAAUAAAAAAUACGUUGAUCACGUGUACGAUGAUAAAUAUGAAUAAGAAUUGUUACACUAGAGCAAAAGAAAAAAACAAAUAAAUAAAAAUAAAUGUAUUAUGUGAAAAUGUCAGCUGAUUUAACUUUUGUAUUCAACGUCAUCAGUUCAUUCUUAUUGAUAAUUACAAAAAGCAAGGCCAUUCAAAGUAAGAUGAGAAUAAAAAUAAAUAUUCAAAAUAAAAAAAAGAAAAACUUUCUUUUGCAUAUCAUCUAGAUAAUAUACACAUAUCAAUAAAUUCUUCGAAAUCAUUUCAUUCUUGUACAGGUUACACGAACAUUCCUUUGAUAGAUCCAAUUACAGCAACUAUUAAAAGUUUAGCAGAAGAUUUAUCAGCUUGUCGUUAUUCAUCAUUUGAUCUUGUGCGUUGGUAUUUAACUCGUAUUGAUGCUGUUAAUCGAAAAGGUUUUUAUCCACUUCAUGCUGUUAUUGAAACAAAUCCUGAUGCUCUAAUGAUUGCCGAGAUGCUUGAUCAAGAACGACAUAUAUUUGGUUCAAGAUCAUUGCUUCAUGGAAUUCCUAUUUUAAUUAAAGAUAAUAUUGCAACAAAUGAUAAAAUGGAAACAACAGCUGGCAGUUUAGCACUUGUUGGAUCUCGUGUACCUCGUGAUGCAUUUAUUGUUGAACGAUUAAGACAAGCAGGUGCAAUUAUUUUAGGUAAAACAUCAUUAACAGAAUGGAGUAAUUAUAAAUCAGAUAGUAGUACAAGAGAAGGAUGGUCUGCACGUGGUGGUUUAAGCAGUUCAGCUUAUGUUGCUAAUGGAGAUCCAUCAGGAAGUAGCAGUGGUUCAGCUAUUUCGACAAGUGCAGGUUUAUCCGCAGCUACCAUUGGAACAGAAACUGCUGGUAGUAUUGUUAUACCUUCAUGCCUUGCAAAUGUUGUCGGUCUAAAACCAACGGUUGGUUUAACAUCACGUUCAGGUGUUAUUCCAAUCUCACAUGAUCAUGAUACAGUUGGACCUAUAGGUAAAACUGUUGAAGAUGUUGCUCUUCUACUUGAAGUUAUACAAGGUGUUGAUAGUCGAGAUUAUGCAACACAACAAACAGGCAUCAUUCGUCAUCAAAAUUAUACACAAUUUUUACUUGGUGUUGAAGGAUUUCGACAUCUUCGAUUAGGUAUUCAUAUAUCAAAUGAGAGAGAAGAUAAAGUACAAAAAGCUAUUGAAUUAAUGCGGCUUCAUGGUGCAAUUAUUAUUGAUCCAGUUAAUGUAAAUGGUGUUGGAGAUAAAAAUAUAAUCAACAAUUUAGAAUCACUUUUUCGUUAUAAUUUUCGUCAUGAUAUAUCAAAUUAUUUAUCUGAACUUAAAAAUACUACAAUGAAAUCAUUAAGAGAUCUAAUUGACUUCAAUAUAGAACAUGCUGACCAACAAUUUCAUGAUAAAUAUUCUCCUAAUCAAAAUAGAUUUAUCUCGAGUGAAACUCAAAAAAACUUUACAGCUAAUGAUUAUGCAAAUUUAUAUAAUAAAACUCGUCAAUUUGGUGGCCAAUAUGGAAUUGAUGCAGCAUUGAUUCAAUACAAAUUAGAUGCACUAGUUGUAGCUGAUGCUAUACAUGAUAUCACUUCUAUGGCUUCAUUUGUUGGUUAUCCAUUAAUUGUUGUUCCAUUAGGUUUUAAAAAAUCAAAUGAUGAACCUUAUUGUUUAAUGUUUGCUGGAACUGCAUGGUCAGAAUCAAUUCUUUUACGUAUAGCACAUGGAUUGGAACACAUAUUACCUAUACGAAAUACUGUACGACCAAAAUAUGCUGAACCAAAUGUGUCUGUUCGUUAA